Arabis nemorensis is the source of this 627-nucleotide messenger RNA. Lineage: Eukaryota; Viridiplantae; Streptophyta; Magnoliopsida; Brassicales; Brassicaceae. The record is from the annotation of a GenBank genome assembly.
AUGGAAAACGUUGUUGACCUUAAGGAUUCGAUUAAAGGGUGGUCUUUGAAAGGGAAGAGAGGAAGGAGAAGUGUUGAGUUGAAAGUUGAAGAAUCGGAUCCACCACAAGAAGAUAUGAAGAAUGAAGCUACAGCAGCAGCUGAUCAGGAAGGUGUUGUUGCACGUGAGAAGCACGUGUGUGUGACUUGCAACAAGUCGUUUACUUCGUAUCAAGCUUUAGGAGGUCAUAGAGCAAGUCACAACAAGGUCAAGAUAUUGGAGAAUCAUCAAGCUGCAAGGGCAAACGUUGAAGCUUUGUUACUUGGAACCGAAGCAACAAUAACCGGUUUAGCUAGUGCUCAAGGAUCAAACACAUCUUUAAGCAGCAGCAAUAAUGGAGAUCACAUUUGUAACAUUUGUCAUAAAAGCUUCCCAACAGGUCAAGCUCUUGGAGGUCACAAGAGAUGCCAUUGGUCUGGACCAGUUUCUACUGAGACUCCAACCGCUGUGCCAACCGCUCCAACCGCGUCUUCUAGUCAAGUAACAGAGACAGUGCAAGAGGUGAAGAAAUUGAAGAGAACGUUUUUGGACUUUGACUUGAAUGAGCUACCACCUAACGAGGAGGAAGAAGAAGAAGAAAGAGUCUAA